Messenger RNA from Penicillium verhagenii, 1752 nucleotides. RefSeq names its product sugar porter family MFS transporter. Bases 1 to 1752 code for a protein of 583 amino acids. The transcript is spliced from 4 exons. Lineage: Eukaryota; Fungi; Ascomycota; Eurotiomycetes; Eurotiales; Aspergillaceae. Gene Ontology annotation, cellular component: plasma membrane. Gene Ontology annotation, molecular function: carbohydrate:proton symporter activity. The record is from RefSeq and is a predicted model, not a curated record. Gene Ontology annotation, biological process: transmembrane transport; carbohydrate transport.
AUGAAGGUUCCUUUCUUCAACAAACAACCGAGGCCGGAGAGCGAUUCUCCACCCUCCACGGACAUAUCGGGGGAAUCGAUUGACCCUGAGAAACGACGAAGUAGCUCGUUUGACGAGUCGCGCGUGCCAUGGGUAACAUGGCGCUCACUAGUCCUCGGAGCCUUUGUCUCCAUCGGCGGUGUCAUUUUCGGCUAUGACACGGGUCAGAUCUCUGGAUUUCUGGAGAUGAAGAACUACAAGCAGCGGUUCGGACAACAGAAGAGUGAUGGAACCUUGUAUUUCAGCAACGUGAGAUCAGGUUUGAUUGUGUCCAUGCUGUCUAUUGGAACACUUUUUGGAGCUCUCAUGGCCGGCCCCCUAGCCGAUCGAAUUGGUCGUAAAUGGUCAAUUUUUUCAUGGUGCAUUAUCUUGCACGUCGGACUCAUCAUCCAGAUCUCUUCACCAUAUGGGAAAUGGUAUCAGAUGAUGAUGGGACGUUUCGUCACUGGGUUCGGUGUAGGAUCAUUAUCCUUGCUAGUCCCCAUGUAUCAGGGUGAGAUCGCACCCAGACACAUUCGCGGUGCUAUGGUCUGUUCGUACCAAUUGUUCGUCACGUUAGGUAUUUUCGUGGCAUAUUGCAUUGAUUUCGGUACCGAAAGCAUGGAUAGCACGGCCUCUUGGCGAAUUCCAUUGGGUAUUACAUUCUUCUGGGGUCUGCUGUUAGGACUUGGUAUCCUCUUGUUUCCCGAGAGCCCACGAUAUGAUUAUCGACAUGGGCGUGUGGCCGUUGCGAAAACAACCAUGGCCAAGUUGUAUGGAGUGCCUGAGAACCACCGGGUCAUUGUGCACGAAAUCCUCGAAAUCCAGGGUCAACUGGAGACGGAGAAGGGGACUAGGGGUGGGAUGUAUGGUUGGGUUGAGAUGAUGCAAGCCCCACGGAUGCCGUAUCGGAUCGCUCUCGGUAUGGUUCUUCAGGCCUUGCAGCAGCUGACGGGUGCCAACUACUUCUUCUACUAUGGAACGACCAUCUUUAACGGAGCCGGGAUUAGUAACACCUAUGUUACCCAGAUGAUCUUGGGAGGUGUGAACUUCGGUACCACGUUUGGAGGUUUGUAUGUCAUCGAGCACUUUGGCCGCCGCAAGUCACUCAUCACUGGUGGCAUCUGGAUGUUCAUCUGUUUCAUGGUGUUUGCAUCAGUGGGACAUUUCUCCCUUGACGUGAAGAACCCAGCCAACACCCCCGGUGCAGGCAAGGCGAUGGUUGUAUUUGCCUGUCUAUUUAUCACCGGGUUUGCCAUGACCUGGGGUCCGAUGGUAUGGGCCAUCGUCGCGGAGUUGUACCCGUCGCGGUAUCGAGCCAAGGCGAUGGCGUUGGCCACGGCAUCAAACUGGAUGUGGAACUUUUUGAUUGGAUUCUUCACACCAUUCAUCACGGGCGACAUUGACUUCGCUUAUGGAUAUGUCUUUGCUGGAUGUCUCUUUUUCGCAGUGUUGGUUGUUUACUUCUUCGUCCUUGAGGGCAAAGACAAAACAUUGGAGGAGAUGGACAUGAUGUAUGUGAUGCGAGUGCCACCAUGGCAGAGCAGCAAGUGGACUCCUCCAGCGCCAGAACAUCAGCUCACGACCAAUCAACUUAUGGAUCGACGGGUGGCGGAACGGUUUGAUCUUGAAGAAGACUCGGAGGCCAACAAAAAGCAAGCUGAGACGCCAGGCCAUAUGCAUGCAGAGGAUCCUACUGUUGCAGACACAAUAGCAGGCCCUUCUGCAGCUUAG